GAAACUGAAAGAAAAGUCUAUAUGCACAAUCAUGAGGCUGAACACAUUUACUCUGUUAGUUUGUAUCCUGCUUCUGGUGAUUAGUGCAAUAGGCGCAAGAAAGGGUAAAUCAAAAAAACCGAAACCAAGGCGCCUUGGAUCUCACAGGAUGAUAUUCUAUACUAAUCCAAAAAGGAAAGAUUACUAUGAUAAUGAAAAUGGUGCUAGAAUUACCAAAUCAUCUCAUUUUGACUAUGAGUUCACCUUAGGCCACAAAAUAGCAUUUAUCUGUGAAGCUAAGGGAGAUCCUCGACCACGAAUCACUUGGUACAAGGAUGAUAUAGAAAUUCACAGUCAUCCAUACCUACAGAUAACUGAAUGGCACAUAAGUGAAAAUCAGAUCAAAAGCAAACUGGAAAUCACACCAGCGAGGCAAAUGGAUUCAGGUACUUAUGACUGUGAAGCAAAUAAUAAGUACUCUGUAGACAGACGCAGUUUCAAAGCAGACUUCGGUAGCAUCAGCAAAUAAUUCUAAACCUCCUCAAUCUCAAUAAUUUAUUUCUGAAUUUUUCAGUUUGAUAGCUAUUAAUGUGAUUUCAAAUACUCUCUCUUUUCUCUAUGCACUUUCAAAACACACAGGAAAAAUGAUUACCAAUAACACACAUUAUGUAAUAAAAGUGAUGAAAAAUUUAUAUUUUAAAGCCAUAAUUAUAAAUAUAACAUGUACUGAGGUUAUAAAAAUAUUUAAAUUCAAAAUUUGCUUUUAAAAAUGAUUUAAUAUGCAAAUCAUUAACGCACAUUAGCAAUACUGGAUAUCUAAAUCAAAGAUUUAUUUCCUGAUAAAUAUACAGAAGCAAAUGCAGUGCUUAAAAUGCUAUACAGUCAAAAGUCUUUAAUCCGGACUCGUCGGGACUUCGGCGAUUCCGGAUUAUCGAUUUUUCCGGAUUAUAGAUCAUCAGUUUAAAUCUGGUAAGAUGGCAUGCAGAAAUUAUAAAAUU
This is a messenger RNA of Stegodyphus dumicola, 977 nucleotides long. RefSeq names its product immunoglobulin domain-containing protein oig-4-like. The record is from RefSeq and is a predicted model, not a curated record. Gene Ontology annotation, molecular function: axon guidance receptor activity. Gene Ontology annotation, biological process: synapse organization; homophilic cell-cell adhesion. NCBI's taxonomy places the organism in Eukaryota, Metazoa, Arthropoda, Arachnida, Araneae, Eresidae. Gene Ontology annotation, cellular component: axon; plasma membrane; neuronal cell body.